AUGUUUUCAGUUGUUGGCAGACCUCUACACAGGCUCUCCGGUUCCGUCCGUAGAGUUACAGUCGCCAUGGCAGACGCUCUGGCCAAAAUCCCCGAUGUGGAGAUCGACCCUGAGGGAACUUUUAAGUACAUACUGGUCAGAGUGAAAGUGAAAGAUGGCGAUGUGAAUAAAGACAUAGUCCGAGGCACUAAAAGUGCAGAGUAUCACAAUCAUAUAUUUGAGAAGGUCAGUCCAGCUAUGGAGGCCUUGGGGAUGGAGUGUAAAUGCCUUGGAGGCGGGAAGAUAGAGCACAACAGCCAGGAGAAAAAACUAAGGGUGUUUGGAGAAUCAACUGCGUUUGGUAAAGCGGACCAUUCUGUGUCUGCAGAGAAGUUGAAGAGUGCUUUCAGCGACUAUGAGAUCACCUGGUCCGAUGACAAAAAAUGAGAGUGUAAACCUGCACUGCAUUUAAAGUGUGCGCAUUUAUCAGUUCCAGUACAAAAUCCACAUAAAAAUGCAUUGACUUUUCUGUACAACCACCAUUUAAUCAAAAUACACCACUCUGCAUUUCA
This is a messenger RNA of Chelmon rostratus (copperband butterflyfish), 551 nucleotides long. RefSeq lists its product as uncharacterized. Gene Ontology annotation, biological process: peptidyl-histidine dephosphorylation. The transcript has 3 exons. NCBI's taxonomy places the organism in Eukaryota, Metazoa, Chordata, Actinopteri, Chaetodontiformes, Chaetodontidae. Gene Ontology annotation, molecular function: protein histidine phosphatase activity. The coding region runs from base 1 to 426 and encodes 141 amino acids. The record is from RefSeq and is a predicted model, not a curated record. Gene Ontology annotation, cellular component: cytosol.